Messenger RNA from Cryptomeria japonica (Japanese cedar), 861 nucleotides. RefSeq lists its product as uncharacterized. Lineage: Eukaryota; Viridiplantae; Streptophyta; Pinopsida; Cupressales; Cupressaceae. The record is from RefSeq and is a predicted model, not a curated record. The transcript is spliced from 3 exons. Bases 1 to 861 code for a protein of 286 amino acids.
AUGGAUUCAAAGAAGCAGUUAAAUGAGAGUAAUGAAAAGAAAAAGUGGGCAACCGAGACAUGGUAUAAUGAUGACAUGAAAAGUGAAGAGAAAGAAGAAGGUGCAACAGAAAAAGGAGAAGCGGAUGUAGGAGCAAUAAUGUUAAAGGAGGACACAAGAAAACAAAUUCAUAAUAAAGAGAAUAUUGAGGAAACAACUGAAGUUAAGAUAACAUCUACCAUCCCAGAUGCUACUCAGAUUAAUAUUGAGAAACCGAUAGACGCACAAGAAGAAGCAGAGGUGAAAGCACAAACUGAACCUAUAAAUGUUGACAAUCAACAGAAGGUAGAGAAACCAGCAGAGAAAGAACCUGAACAGAGCAUAGCUGAACUGGCAGUCAACAAGAUAAAAAAUAAGGAUGACAGUAAGGUUGAAAACACAAUUGACACACAAAGUGAGCAAAAGGAAGCAAAAAGGGAUAAAGAAGAGGCCAAUGAUGGAAAUAAGGAAGAAGUGGUCUUCUUUACUUUAAGCAACAAAAUGACUUCUCCCAUUGAGAAAUUUGCUAGUCCUACUGCAAAGGAAACCCGUGUUGCUGAAUCCAACUCAUCAAUUCCUAUCACUGAAGCUACACCAAAUGAUAUGAUUCCUCCUCUGCAAAAGAUAGAAAGUACUCACGUUGUAGAGCUAAACCCUAGAGCUUCCCCACAAGCAUCUGAGGAGGCUGAAGCUAGCUCCCCUCUAAAGGAAAAGGCCACAAAAAGGAAAAGAAGAGCAAUUCGAAAGACUAUCAAUGUUGUCUUAGAUAGUCAGUCUUUAGAUGAGCCCACUCCCACUCCUAGAGAUAGAAAACCAACCCAAAAGAGGAGAAGAAAUGCCUAG